Bolinopsis microptera is the source of this 847-nucleotide messenger RNA. RefSeq names its product tetraspanin-9-like. Gene Ontology annotation, cellular component: plasma membrane. The transcript is spliced from 2 exons. Bases 57 to 758 code for a protein of 233 amino acids. The record is from RefSeq and is a predicted model, not a curated record. Lineage: Eukaryota; Metazoa; Ctenophora; Tentaculata; Lobata; Bolinopsidae.
AAAUUAAGUUUUCUAUAGACUUUCUGUAUGACCAAGUUCAUUUACAGUUUUGCGGUAUGAUACUGCUGGGUUUUGGCGUUUAUCUUGCUACAUCAGCUAAUUCUUACGAAACUUGGUUUGGAGGAAAAACUCUCUCGAUAAGCUACACAUUGAUAUUCAUGGGGCUAGUGGUGACGAUUGUUGGUUUCAUUGGCUGCUGCGGGGCAACAAACGAGUCCACUUCUCUGCUACUUUCCUACUUUAUAUGUCUCCUUCUGCUAGUCCUACUCCAAUCCGGACUAGCUAUCACCAUAUUCGUAUUUCAAGAGGAGCUCGAGAAUCAAAUUACUAAUUCAGCCAAGGAGAAGUUUGCUUUGUACGCAGAGCCCAACUCGCUUGCUAUAGCCACUGAACCAAUAGAUUUUGUACAAAAGGAGCUCCAGUGCUGUGGACUCUCUAAGGGUCCCCUGGAUUGGAGCGACCAGAAGUACUACAGGUUUGCAACUUACUGGAUCAAAACCCGCUCUAAAGAUGUACCAGACAGCUGCUGUGAGAGGCUGAAGGUUUCUAUGAACUGUGGGAAGGGGCUGGCUGUGAAGGAACCGUCAGAAGAUGCUGUUUAUACAAAGGGAUGCCAAGCUGCUCUGAUCGACUUUUUCAAGGGUAAUUUAAAUGUGAUAGGAGCGCUGACGAUUGUGCUUGUUGGAGUUCAACUGGUGGGAUUGUGCGGGUCGUUUUAUUUGAGGAUGUUCUUGCUGAGGACGCCGGUUUCUUAUUAAGUUUCAAAAUAUUUCGAAAUGUUGUGGCGUGGAAGGGAGCUUCUAUCUAUUCGUUUUGCUUACCAUGCUUUAGAAGUAAGAUAAGGUAU